GGCGGUCGCGGCCCCGGGGCCGCGGGGCUCUCCCCGCGCCCGGUGGGAGCGCGGAGGAAGCGCCGGGGCGCGGAGACGGAGCGGGCCCCGCACGGGAUGAGCCGCCGCGCCGCCAGCACUGCCGGCCCCGCGCAGGAAACCUUGCCUGAUACUUUCUGCUCUACUUUGGACACUAGUGGGUUAACUGUUGCUGGCAAUUGGAGCUUGAGAGAUUGCCAUAUGCAAUGGACACUGAUCUCAGUUCCCAGGACAGGAAGGACCUGGACAAGUUCAUCAAAUUUUUUGCUUUAAAGACAGUACAAGUAAUUGUCCAGGCCCGACUUGGAGAGAAAAUCUGUACCCGCUCAUCAUCCUCCCCAACAGGUUCUGACUGGUUCAAUUUAGCAAUCAAAGAUAUACCAGAGGUUACUCAUGAAGCAAAGAAGGCCCUGGCAGGACAGCUGCCUGCUGUUGGACGGUCUAUGUGCGUGGAGAUUUCUCUCAAAACCUCAGAGGGGGACUCCAUGGAGCUGGAAAUUUGGUGUCUAGAAAUGAAUGAGAAGUGUGACAAAGAAAUCAAAGUUUCAUACACUGUAUACAACAGGCUGUCUCUACUGCUGAAGUCUUUGCUUGCUAUAACCAGAGUAACUCCAGCCUACAGACUCUCUAGGAAACAAGGCCAUGAAUAUGUAAUAUUGUACAGGAUAUAUUUUGGUGAAGUCCAGCUGAGUGGCUUGGGAGAAGGUUUCCAGACAGUCCGUGUUGGGACAGUGGGUACCCCAGUGGGCACCAUCACUUUGUCUUGUGCCUACAGAAUCAACCUUGCUUUCAUGUCAACCAGGCAGUUUGAGAGGACCCCUCCUAUCAUGGGGAUUAUAAUUGAUCACUUUGUGGACCGUCCCUAUCCCAGCUCUUCACCCAUGCAUCCCUGCAAUUACAGAGCUGGUGAGGACAAUGGUGCAGUAUACCCCUCAGUAGAAGAUUCCCAGGAAGUGUGUACCACAUCUUUUUCCACCUCUCCUCCAUCUCAGUGUGUUUUUACUGUCACAAAGGCACAUUUUCAGACCUCUCCUCCUAUGGUGACGGACACCUUGAAGGUCCCAGUGAUGGGGCUGGCCUUUUCACAUCAACUUUCCAGCUCUCGUCUUUCCUAUCAGCCUGCUGCCCUGGGAGUUGGAUCAGCUGACAUGGGGUAUCCUGUACUCUUUGCUGGUGGCUUGAAUGCUGCACACCCUCACCAGUUAAUUGGUCCAGGCAAAGAAGGGGGAGUUCCCCCAGUUCCUAACCAGCCAGCACAUGGCACUCAAGCUGACCAAGAGAGGAUGUGCACCCCACUGGAUGGAGUCCAUUACUCAGCAGCUACUCCUUCUAGCAGUGAGGACACAGAAACAGUAUCCAACAGCAGUGAAGGAAAAUGUGGCUCCCCACAUGACCUUUUGGAGACCAUCUUUAUCCGGAAGGUGGGAGCUUUUGUCAACAAACCCAUUAACCAGGUGACCAUGGCCAACUUAGACAUUCCUUUUGCCAUGUUUGCUCCCAAGAAUGUUGAGCUGGAAGAUAACGACCCCAUGGUCAAUCCUCCUGAAUCCCCAGAAACGGAAUCUCCUCUACAAGGCAGCUUACACUCAGAGGGCUCCAGUGGCAGCAGCACAGGGAACACCCAUGAUGACUUUGUUAUGAUCGACUUUAAACCAGCAUUUUCAAAAGAUGACAUUCUUCCAAUGGACCUGGGGACAUUUUACCGUGAAUUUCAGAACCCCCCUCAACUCAGCAGCCUCUCCAUUGACAUUGGAGCACAGUCCAUGGCAGAGGAUUUGGACUCAUUACCAGAGAAGCUGGCAGUCCAUGAGAAAAACGUCAAAGAAUUUGAUGCUUUUGUGGAAACCUUGCAGUGAAGCUGUUUCCCAGUUCUGCUGCAGCAAUUCUUCCUCCUCAAGCCGUGCUGGAGAUGACAUCAACAAAUAUCUCUUAUCGCCCCUGCUCUGCCUUUUGUUCAUAUUGACUAGUUCCUUCCAUCAAGUGAGCUUUCUUUUCUCUCUUCAAUGACAGAUACAGCUCAUCUGCUGAUUUCUCCUCAACUUUUCCACCACAUAGUUCUGGACUGCUUUUCCUGCUCACAGUCCGUUUUAAGACUUCAGUAGGGAUACAGGAAGUCAAACUCCAGUGUAUGGGAACUUUCUCUUCAGUCUGUGUUCUGUAUGGAGGGGCUUUGUGGAAAGUUGCCAUAUGCUUCCUCCAAGGGUCCUAUGGUGCAAGUUCCCGAGGUAGAGCUUCUUGCUAACAAACUUCUUCCUGCAGUCUCUGAUCCUGUUAGAGCACAGAAAGCUUUGGCUGAUUUCCAGGGUCUGUGAGUUCAGCAAAUUCAACUGUUUGAAGUCCAGGACAUCCAUUCCACAGAACUGGGCAUUUCAUCCUGACUUCAGAGUGCGUGCUUGGAGCACAGGGAGAGACAUCAGCUUUGGGACCUUCAUAAUCCAAGUUACCUUUGUUUUCUUGCUUCUAAAGAAUUGGGUCUCUACACACUGCAAUGCCCUCUGUUAGGUGGCUGAUAAGCAGGAAUGAAACUACAGGAAUGCUUUCCACAUUUCCUUCCUGAGUGCACUGACACUUGGCCAUGCUGAGUUUAACAGUGUUGACUGUUGGCAAGCCUGCACGUAGCAGCUGUGAUGAUGCUCAAUUCAUAGUCUCUGCUUCUGAAACAUAAUUGUAAAUACUAGGAAUCCUAUUUCUUUGGGGUUACGUAACUAGGAGUCUUCGUCUAAGAUUUUUCCUCUACUCCUUGCAAGCCUUCCUGCUUUAUGGUUAAUAGAUUAUCUUAAUAAUUAAAAAAUAUUUAUUGCUUUUAAAGAAACCUAUAUUUAAAAGAUGUUCUGUUUUCAUGUUAUAGUGCGGGUCAUUCUGUCCUGAUUGCUGCAGAGAGCAAGUGUGCCAUGAACCCUAGCCAGUGAGGCUAGUCUCUCUUUCCAGGAAAGUAUCCAAGAUAUUUAUUUUCUAAGGCAGACUUGAUUAAUAUUAUACUCUGUUUUGGGGACUACGUGUCCAUUGCAUCCAGUCAAGGCUCACUGAUAGAAUGAAAUGCACGGGGCAGGGACUUGGUAGAAAGCUGUUUUUCUGAUAGGCAUGGAUGAAUCUGUAGUGUUCUUUGGCCAUUCAGAAGGCAGCUUCUUUAAAGAAGCACACUUAUUUUGGGAAGCUUAUGGUACUUUUUAAUCAGCUGGCUUUUUAGUAGCUGAAAUAUUAUUUUUGUAAUAAUCCAGCCAUUGACAGUGUGACUGGCUGGCAUUGCUCUAUGGGUGACUUGGCUGUUGCACGUUCUGCCUCAUAUAAGGAUGGGAGGAGAAACAGUGACACUAAACAGAAACUUGGAAAAGGUGGGUUUUCUUGUGGUUCUGUCUCCUCCUGCCCCAUGUAACUAGUGAGCAACUGCAAGACCCUUUACUGUCCAAAUCCACUUAUUUUCCUCCUUGUUUCUUUUAAGUGGAGUUGUGUUGCUUGAGUACUGAGAAACCAUCUUCAUUUCCUCAGAGUGGCUGAGUAACCAACCUUCUAGUUGGUGUAAUGUGGCAGCUUCAGCUUAGCUGUAUUCUUUGUUGGAUGAUUGCCUGCAGCUGAUGGGGGAACCCCAACUCCACUCUGGAACACUAUUUCUGUUCCACUGCUGGAGCAAGGAGCCUAAUUCAGAACAGAGCUUACUGUAAGGCCAGAGCAAUGCAAUGCGUUGAACUUUGAGAAUUUUUGUUGAGAUGUGUUUGGUGGGAGGCCUUGUAAGUUCUAAAACUCCAGGUAAGAGCUUCAUUGAAGGAAAAUUACCCAUCAGAACCUUUUUAUUUUACUCAACUGAUUCCACUUCUUAGCAACCUCACAUGGAAAUUGCUUUGUCCAUGCAAAGUAAGGUACACAAAUAUUUAAGAAAAGUUCCAAGAUAAACCAGUUUAUAACAGGACUUCAGUUACAUGGGCUGUAACAAAUUAUUGAUACCCAUCCAAGAGCCACCUUGUUUCACAGGUGGAAAGGGUUGCAGAAGGGUGCAGGAACACAAGGAAUUAAUGGAUCAACUGCCUCUCACCUGUGCUCAGGAAACUGGUUUGCCACUUUGUAGGCAGUAGCUCAUAGAGAGCUGGUUGUCAGCUUGAGUCUCUAAAGUGAUACAAUCUGGGCUGCAGAGCAGCAGAGAUGAGGCAAAGGGCUGGUUCACACCCUAUGAAUAGAGAAUAGUUGAGGUUAAACUUCAUCUAGCCAGCACUCCUGCUGUGCUCUUCUGCUGACAAGCUGUGGAGCUGGCAGGGAGCACUGCCAUUCUUGUUAAUCCCACACAGGAGGUCAGGGCUUGUACUUGUGCUCCUUUAUUGAUGGAGUUCCUAACAUGGCUACAGCUUUCACAUCUCAUAAGGCAGAAUGGCACUGUGGCGUGUUUUCUUCUCUUCAAAAGGCUAGAAAAUUGUCUCUAUAAGCUGCUAGUGUUGAGCUGGAUGGCCAUAGCAAUAAGAGAUUCUCCAGGGCUGAGUUACCUGCCUCUUCUCUAGGCAGUUCUCAGUUUCAAAACACAGUUGCUGCAUUUAGGCUCUGAGUUUCCUGACCACUGCACAAAUGCUCUGCUUCAGUAAAGACUUAGCUGCUGCUGUGGCCUGCCACAGAUUGUGUUAUGAAGGCUGUUUGUUUUAGCAGCUCUCUGCUCAGCUGAAUAUUAAGGACCUUAUCUACGUAGCUGCUGAUUUACAGAUACUUUGGGUGGACAGGAAGGUUCCUCAAGUGUAUUGUUUUGGAAAGUCUCCAGUGUACUUCAAGUAUUCAAAGAAUUUCCAAUAAAACUUUUGUGUAAGCAA
Molecule: messenger RNA, 4802 nt
Organism: Taeniopygia guttata (zebra finch)
Lineage: Eukaryota; Metazoa; Chordata; Aves; Passeriformes; Estrildidae
Gene: ATG13
Product: autophagy related 13
Biological process (GO): piecemeal microautophagy of the nucleus; autophagosome assembly; mitophagy
Cellular component (GO): Atg1/ULK1 kinase complex; cytosol; phagophore assembly site
Source: RefSeq, a predicted model, not a curated record